AUGUCUUCCAAUCUUGUUCAGUUUGUGCCAUUUUCAUCGGCUGUUGAAGCACCAUUUUGGCAUACUCUAUCCACGCGUAAAAUUGAUCUGUAUAAAUUAGACGAUGCACCACAAAACAUUUUAGGAUAUUAUUCCGUUGGUUAUUCUCUACGAUCACAGCAUGCCACCGAAGCUAACAUUACCAUGCCAGCUCGCCUAUAUCUCGGAACCGGGGCUUUCGAUACUAAUACUACGUCGUUUUCUUUCUUACCACCUUUCACCUAUCCUUCACCUGGCGCAAUAAAGAAUACCAACACUAUAGAAGAAUUCAAAACACUUGAUAAGACUGCAUUGUUCAGAGGGACUGCUGAACAAAUUUGGCAAGAUAUCAUUUCCGGUGCUGCUGUAAAAGAUCCUUACCUUCUUACACGGUUUAUCCUUGUCACCUUUGCUGAUUUGAAAAAAUAUAAAUAUUAUUACUGGUUUGGGUUCCCUGCAUUACUCACUGAACCACCAUGGAUUAUUGUAAAUAAUGAAGUCAAAGGUAUUGAUGAAGUAUGGGAUAGUACAGAGAUCAAGUCUUUGAAGGAAAAUUAUGAUAAAUUCAGAGAAGUACAGUCUGGUUCAUGCACGGGAUUCUUCCUUAUUAAACAACUUAGCAAUAAAGAAAUAGCAAUUGGUAAUUUGUCGGAAUGGGACACAUUUUUUGAUGGAUGCAAUGAUGAAGAGAAAAUAGUAGGGUUCGCCGAUCCAUCAAGCUUACCUACCAAUCCCGGGUGGCCUCUUCGUAAUCUUUUAGUAUUACUGAAACGUCACUGGAAUGUGAAUAAAAUUAAAGUGAUAUGUUAUAGAGAAAUCCCUAGUAAAAAGGAUAUUUCAAACAGUCGUAUUUUGACUGUAGAAAUCCCUGAUACGACAGUAAUGCCUGAUGAAUGUCCAAAAGCUGUAGGAUGGGAAAAAAAUUUAUUAGGUAAACUUGGACCCCGCACUGUUGAUCUUGCCCAUAUGAUGGAUCCAAUAAAACUUUCUGAUACCUCCGUUGAUUUAAAUUUAAAGCUAAUGCGAUGGCGUAUAGUUCCUGAUUUGCAGUUAGAAAAAAUUAAGGAUACAAAAUGCCUAUUGCUUGGCGCCGGGACACUCGGUUGUAAUGUCGCCAAGUGUUUGUUGGGAUGGGGUGUUCGACAUAUAACCUUUGUCGAUAACGCGCGUGUUUCUUUUUCCAAUCCUGUCAGACAAUCAUUAUUCUUUUUUGAAGAUUGUUUAGAAGGUGGUAAACCAAAGGCAAGCGCUGCUGCGGAAAAUUUGAAGAAAAUACAUCCUAGUGUUGUAAGCGAAGGUCAUGAUAUUAGUAUUCCGAUGCCAGGUCAUCCUAUUACUUCGGAGUCUCAAGUCAAGGCUGAUGUGGAAAUGCUCAUACAACUUAUUGAAUCUCAUGAUGUCAUAUUUUUAUUAAUGGAUAGCAGAGAGAGUAGAUGGUUACCCACAUUAUUAGGUGCAAAUAUGCGUAAGCUCGUUAUAAAUGCCGCCUUAGGGUUUGAUACCUACGUGGUAAUGCGACACGGUGUAAAAGAUGAUUCAGAGUGCCAAACAACUAGCUCUUCUGAUAAAGCAAUGCCGUCAGUGAAACAGCUAGGUUGCUAUUUCUGUAACGAUGUAGUAGCGCCAACAGAUUCUCUCAAGGAUCGUACCCUUGAUCAACAAUGUACAGUGACCCGGCCUGGUUUAUCAGCUAUUGCUUCUGCAUAUGCUGUCGAACUAAUGGUGUCUGUCCUACAUCAUGAGAAAGGUCCGGCUGCCCCCGCUGAUACGAAUGCCGAACCAACCUCUUAUUCUGAUUUUUCUUCAUCGUCGCCUUUGGGAAUUAUACCACAUCAAAUGCGGGGAUUUUUAACCCAUUUCAAUAAUAUGAUUGUUGUGGGACAAGCUUAUGAACGUUGUACGGCUUGUUCAGAAGCAGUGCUAAAUGAAUAUAAAACAAAUGGCUUCGAAUUUUUGAAACGUGCUUUUAAUUCUCCUGCUUGUCUGGAAGAAGUAACCGGAUUAACAAAAUUACAUCAGGAAAGUGAAGUCGCUGAUGAUUUUGAUUGGGAUGAAGAAGAUACUGAAUUAUAA
Messenger RNA from Racocetra persica, 2091 nucleotides. NCBI's taxonomy places the organism in Eukaryota, Fungi, Glomeromycota, Glomeromycetes, Diversisporales, Gigasporaceae. The record is from the annotation of a GenBank genome assembly.